CGCGUACCCACCUUGAUGCGGCGACGGAAGCGGCGGCGGCGGCAAAAACAAGCGCGCCUGACUCGGAACCAGUCAGUUUACAACUGCCGUGUAGCCAGGGAGUUAUGGCGGAAUAUUACAAGUGCGGCGGGCGCAAGCCCCAUUUCCAUAUUGUCCCUGUGGGUCGCAUCAGCCUGUACAAUAGCAGCACCGUCGUGAAGCCAUGCUCUUCGGGUGGCUCCGAAACCUUCCGUGGAAGCGAGGCUCGACUGGUGCGACGGCUGCUGUGCGCCGACUGAAUGCAAUGCCCACAGCUCCACAGCAUCGACAGGUGCCCCCCCGCCAUGUUCCUAUCGCAACGUCCCAUGCCACCCGCGACUUUUUCGACUCGAUGUCGGCCAACGAACUGCGACACAUGCUCCAUCGUCUCGAGGACAACUGGAGAAUGUACCAGCAAAAGAUGCCGCGCCUGUCGACGACUCUUGCCGUCGACUUGGACUCGAUGUCGUUCGUGGCCAACGAUCCCUCAUGGGCUCGAGACAGCGUCGCGCUCGAGGAGCACAUGGCCGCCAGCGAGUGGGUGUAGAUCGCAACAGAUCGACCUGCGUAUCUGUUCGUCCCGCGCGUUGUACACACCUAGCAUUGUAAACUUAUCAUUAUGGAAUAUUAGUUAUGGCCCUUUCAAA
Messenger RNA from Aphanomyces invadans, 665 nucleotides. RefSeq lists its product as hypothetical. NCBI's taxonomy places the organism in Eukaryota, Oomycota, Saprolegniomycetes, Saprolegniales, Verrucalvaceae. The record is from RefSeq and is a predicted model, not a curated record. The transcript has a single exon. The coding region runs from base 203 to 565 and encodes 120 amino acids.